CCUGCUCAGCUGCGGUGGAGGACACCAUCCUUUCUGCCUUCUCCAGCUCCUGGGACACGGGGACCUGGGGCAGUGGUAUUUGAGGAUGGUUACAGCUUCUCAGGAUUUCUCCAAAUGUCGUGGGGGAGGGAAAGGAAUCAAAAAAAAAGGAUCUUUGUCAAUGGUCUGUAACAGUGGAACGGGAAAAUGUACAGAAGAGGACCUUUACCAGAUGGAUAAACCUACAUUUGGGAAAGUGCAAGCCUCCUCUGAAGGUGAAAGACUUGUUUGUUGAUAUACAAGAUGGCAAAAUCUUGAUGGCACUACUGGAGGUCCUGUCAGGACAAAAGCUGAUGCAUGAAUACAAAUCUUCAAGCCAUCGCAUUUUUCGUUUGAACAACAUAGCCAAAGCACUGAAGUUCUUGGAGGACAGUAAUGUAAAGCUUGUUAGUAUCGAUGCAGCAGAAAUAGCAGAUGGAAAUUCCUCUCUGGUUCUUGGACUAAUAUGGAAUAUAAUCUUGUUUUUUCAGAUUAAGGAGCUGACAGGCAACCUCAACAGGAACUCCUCCUCCUCCAGCCUGUCCUCUGGGCCCAGUGGUCCGGAGUCAGACACAUCCCACCCCAGCACUCCUAGCGUAGAGAGAAACAUGUCCAUUACAGUGAAGGAUCAGCGGAAAGCCAUCAGAGCCCUUUUAAUUUGGGUACAGAGGAAAACCAGAAAGUACGGUGUUGCGGUUCAGGACUUUACAAGCAGUUGGAGGAGUGGUCUUGCUUUCUUAGCUGUCAUAAAAGCAAUAGACUGUACUUUGGUAGACAUGAAGCAAGCACUGGAGAAAUCAGCUCGAGAAAACCUGGAGAAUGCUUUCAGCGUAGCACAAAACAAGCUGGGUGUUCCUCGGCUCCUAGAACCAGAAGAUAUCAUGGUGGAAUCACCUGAUGAACAGUCAAUUGUGACGUAUGUGGCUCAGUUUCUGGAACACUUCCCGGAGCUGGAAGCGGAGGACUUUACAGAUCCUGACAAGGAGCUUCCAAUUGAGUCGACGUAUGUUCACAUCAAAGACACACCAUCAGAAAAAGAAAGCAAAAUCUUGAUUUUAAGUGAAAGUGAAGAAAACAUGUAUACUGUUAAUCACGAAAGGAGUCAUCCUGCUCCUCCAAAGGUUCAUAUUCAUGACACCCCUGACAGAGUCCUAUCAGAAACUGUUUCUGAAAAAUUCAAUGGGAAAUUGAAUCACAUGUCAGGUGAUUCACAGGAAACGUUUGAAGAGGAGCCUCAGAGGCCCACCUCACUGAAAAUUGCAGGAUCUGUCAGUUUAGAAUCCAGUUCCUCUUGGGAGGUUCUAAGUGACAAAUUCACACCAGGUGAAGGAGGCAUGUCUGAUGAUUCACUGAAACAGAGCCAUGACCUUUCUCCAGCUAUUCUGACAGAUCAGAAAAAUUCUGUUGACUCUUUUGAAGACUACUCUGAAAAAUUAACUAAAGAAACCUCUACUGAAUAUGACAAUGAAACUAAGAGCCUUUCAGCCAAUACUUCUUCUUUAAGUCCAUUAUCUUCGACUUCAGGUAUACUUACAGAUGAAUCUAUAAAUAAGGUAGAAGAAAGCAAACCCCAGACUUCAGUUCUUUUACCAAAAGAUACCUCAAAACAAGAAGAUACGCGUAAGUAUGUUCUUCAUCUUCUAAAUGAGGAAAUACUGAAUAUUCCACAAAAUGAGCAUACAGAGCAAUCACCUACCUUUGAGACGACAGAAACUAACCAUUGUUCACUGAAUGGUUCUGAUCUCAAAAUCCAAGAAUUAUCUACACAGAAUGACACAUCUGAUGACUCUCUCUCAGAUGUACCUAAAAGUCCAGAGGAUCUGGACAGCUGUGAUGAAGUUGAGUCUUCAGCUGAAGUGCUGCCAAGUUCUUCGAAAGUAUCUGUAAUACCCCACGAUCUCUUUUAUUAUCCACAUUAUAAUGUUCCCAUAUCAGCAGUUUUGAACGCUUACCUUGAGCCCUGUAUUGAAGAUUAUGAUGCUGGAAAUGAUAAAGCUUCUUCCGAAACAGUAACAGAUGUUUUACACAAGGAGGUCUUACCAGAACAGGACCACAAGGAAGAUGCUCCAGAGCCAGACUUAGAGAAUAAGCCAGAUGUCCCUUCAUCCAAAACAGAAAGUGAGAAUGGCAAGGAAGAAACAACAGAUAUUAACAGUCAUGUGAAUUCUUCUAGUGAAAAGGAAGUGCCAUUACUAGUAGAAGAAGAGUUAGAAACUGAAGAAGAUGGCAAAAAGGUCACCAACCAUCGAGAUUCCACUAUUCUACAGCAUCCUGAGGGCAUAGUAGAACAUGUAGAGGAUUUAUCAAUAGACAUAAAGAGAUCAGAAGAAAGUAGCAAUGGGGAGGAAGAAGAGGAAAACACGAUAGAAGAAGAAGACUUGCAAAUCUCAGAAGCUGUCACAACUACUCUGUCACAAGAUAAACUGGAAGAAAUUGCUGUUUGUCAGGAAUUGACCAGAACCAGUGAUGAUGAUUCCAACAUUUAUCUCCGAAAAAGAUCUCCUAAUACUUCUGAGGAGGAAACCUAUGCUGUAAACGAGCAGAAGGUGACAGAUAUGGGUGAAGAUCCACUGAUUAUCAGGAAGAAAAAGGACUUGGAAGCAAGUGAGACUCCAGCACCAACUCAUGAAAUUACAGUUGUUGAGCAGCCAGAGCUAUUCUACUUCAUCAUUUUCUUCUGGGUGCUGGCCUACUGCCUUUUACUCCUUCCACAGCUUCUUAGCAACAAAGUUUGAGCUUUAUGAUGUGUGGAAAAGUAAUGGAUGGUGGCUGGAUUGCUUUGUGUAUCUGCAUAUGAAUAUGUUCCUUCAGGUGAAGCACAAACAGAAAUGUAAGACCUGGUAUUUGUGUUUAUUAUCAGGUUGUCCUCAACUCCUCUACUGUUGUGCUAUGCCCAUGUCUUGGCACAUUUUAUAUUAUGAUAAUUGUGUAAAUAUAUAUAAAAAUUACCUGAUUUAGUAGAUGCAAUUUUGUACAUUUGUGCCUUGCUUUAUAAGAUGCUAAAUAAAACCAGAUAAUUAUCAGUAGAAAUAUAAACAGUUCAGA
Molecule: messenger RNA, 3063 nt
Organism: Neopsephotus bourkii (Bourke's parrot)
Lineage: Eukaryota; Metazoa; Chordata; Aves; Psittaciformes; Psittacidae
Gene: CLMN
Product: calmin
Exons: 13
Coding region: 297-2753 (818 amino acids)
Biological process (GO): nuclear migration
Cellular component (GO): meiotic nuclear membrane microtubule tethering complex; cytoplasm; nuclear outer membrane
Molecular function (GO): actin filament binding
Source: RefSeq, a predicted model, not a curated record